UAAUUAUUGGUGAUAUGUUUUGCGAUACUACACUAACAGGGUAUCGUUACAAACGACGCAGAUCAACGCGUUUAUUUAAAGAGGGCACUCGGAUGUCAAUAUGAGUUAUGUCAGCGGCGUCUGUUGCUUUCUUUGCUAAGAUUUGAGCAUUGAUGGUAGUGAUCCAUUUGGAAUAAGUUUAGUCCUGUUUGAACAUGAAGGUUGCUGUGCUUGGUGCGACUGGUCAAACUGGGCAGCAGCUGGUAAAUCAAGCUCUUCAGCAAGGACACACUGUCACAGCUGUCGUCAGAAACCCUGGAAAACUGACUGUAACACACGAGAACCUCAAGGUGGUUGAAGGAGACAUUUUCUCAGAAGACAGCCUGAAACCGCACUUCAAAGGUCAGGAUGCUGUGAUGUCCUGUCUUGGCUUUCCAGUCUCGUUUUUUUAUGGUGUCACUGGCUACACCCAGUCUAUGACGGCAGCAAUAAAUGCAAUGCGUGAUGUCAAAGUUAAUCGAAUCAUCACCAUGACAUCUUGGUACACUGACCCUAAUUCGGGCACCAAUUCUUCCUUUCUAAUCCGCUUCAUGUUGCUUCCGAUGAUCAGAAGUGUUCUAAACAACAUGUAUGAAAUGGAAAAUGUUCUUAAGCAGACUGAAGACAUUAACUGGACUGUUGUCAGGCCCCCUGGUCUCAAGAAUACACCGGCCACAGCCAAUGAGUUUCUAACUCACGAAGGUUAUUAUGUCCCGGAUGAAAAUGGUCUUCCAAUUGGACAGUCCGUUUCAAGAGGAAAUGUGGCUCGUUUCAUGCUCUCUCUACUGAACAACAAUGCUUGGAUGAAGAAAGCUGUUGCUAUCAUCACCAAAUGAAUUUGCACUACACUUAUAUCAUCACUUUAAUCAGCUGCUCUGGAUUUAUGUCACAAACAACUAAAAGUCAAAGACUUUCAGACUAGCAGAUAAUAUCCUCUUUGUUUUUCUUAUAUAGUAAAAAUUUGUCUUAUUUACCACUUGUUUGCAUAAUAUAGCAUAAGUGCAGUAUAUACCAUGCAUUUAACUAACAGGAAUUUCAUUUUGCUGUAUUUAAAAUGAUCACAUAUAGCUAAUCGGAUUUCAAGUAAAUGAAGUGACUGGAGGCUGUACACAGAACAUACUGUAGAACAUUUGCUCUUGUCUACACACAGGUUUACCAUUGUUGGUUUUAAAAUGUAAAUAAACUGUAAUUGUAAUUUUGA
Molecule: messenger RNA, 1219 nt
Organism: Myxocyprinus asiaticus (Chinese sucker)
Lineage: Eukaryota; Metazoa; Chordata; Actinopteri; Cypriniformes; Catostomidae
Product: flavin reductase (NADPH)-like
Exons: 5
Coding region: 195-854 (219 amino acids)
Source: RefSeq, a predicted model, not a curated record